Messenger RNA from Lecanosticta acicola, 3871 nucleotides. The record is from the annotation of a GenBank genome assembly. Lineage: Eukaryota; Fungi; Ascomycota; Dothideomycetes; Mycosphaerellales; Mycosphaerellaceae.
AUGUUCCAAAAACCUCUCCCCAAACCCCCCAAAGACGUCAGCGUCACGGUCAAAACUCUCAAUACCUUUGACGCAGGAAAGCACAGCAGAAAGCCAAAGCCAAAGUCCUGGCGACCGAUCACCCUCCGAGCACCGUUUCUGGGCUCCCUCAUCCUCGCGACCGCGGGGCUGGUCUUCGUCGUCCAGUGGCUUCUUGUCGUCAGCCAGAGGGACCAGGGCAUCAUCUUCGCGGAGGAUAUCAACGACCUCCCUCUAAGCAGGUCGUUCAGUUAUCUCUACCUGCCGACUGUUGUAUCGGUCAUUUACAGCUUUCUGUGGACUUGGGUGGAUCUGGAUGUUAAGCGGCUGGAGCCGUAUUUUCAGCUUUCAAAGCACAAAGCUGCCGCUGGAGCAGAUUCCAUUCUACUGAGCUAUCCCUUGGAGUUUCUGGUUACCAUCCCGCUUAACGCUUUUAAGAGGAAACACUGGUCUGUACUCACUGCAUCAUUGAUCACAAUUCUCGUGUUCUGGGGCUUGACGCCAACUCAAGCCGGUAUAUUCGCCGUCCGAACAGUGAAAAUUGACACACGGGCGAAUGCGACUUACUCCACCGAUUACACGCCAAUCUCGAAGCAAGGCAAUCUUACUUCGAUUUACGCACAGUCAGUCUACAAUAUUGCAUGGCUCGACGAGACAUUGCCACCAUUUAUGACCAGGAGUUAUGCUCUAAGUCCUUUUGGACCCUCAAUGGCUACGACUGCUAAUCAAACUGCGUCCAAUUUCACCGGCUUAACGACUCUCUACAGCAUUGACGUAUUGUGCGAGGAGGCCACACUGUGGAACCGAUCUGGAACUUGGCGAUAUAACAGUUCUACUGGCUGCAGCUUCACUGGUCCCCGGUAUCGGCCGAACGGCGGUACAGAUCUGUCUAAGCCAUUCGACACCAUCUACGUCGGAUAUCAGAACGAAGAUGGUUUCGCGGAUUACGAUCUGUCGUCUGACUGUGGUCCCGAAUUCUUCCAUUUGUUCUUCGUUCGCUGGUCAAAAAGUACACCCUUAGCAAUAAAAUCAGCGCAAGAGCCUGGAGAUCUCGAUCCUAGCCAGGCAAACGAAACCGCAUUGUUCUGCCAUGCGAACUACUUCCAGCAAAGAGUAAACGCGACAAUCACCCUGCCGUCCAAUUCCGUAAUUCAAGCUCAGCCCGUUGGAUCGAAGUCUGCUUUACCCCCGGACCUAUUCAACGUCAGCACAUUCGAAUGGUCGAUGAACUCUGGAGAAGAGCCUGUGGCAUCACGAGGCGACUACCCGACUACCAGCUUCCCGGACCAGAAGACAGAACUUACCGAUCUCCCAGUGAACUUGGCGUACAUACCGAAGAUGGCACCAUUUGCCAUCGCGACCGAUCCGCAGGAGGCAGAAGCCUACUUGGAUGCCGAGACUCUCCGCUUGUCGUAUCAAUCGGCGUAUAGGCUUUUAUUUGCGCGACAGUUGGUUGACAUUCUUGGGCGUGGACAGAAUGGGAAAACAGAUGAAAUUGGUCAUCGUGCUUACACUACCCAGGCAGUCAUUAUCGUUCCAGCAUUCGCGUACGCCGUGACCAUACUGCUUGCCUGCAUUGGAACUCUUGCGACCAUACUUCUUAUUCUCAGCUCCAGGAGACCCAAUCAGCUUGCGAAGGACCCUGCUACGAUUGGCGAACUGAUGGAACUGGUGGCGGAGGACUCAAGCUCUACAGCAACGUUCAGCCGGGUCCGCAAUGACAACUCUUGCGAGCUGGCCUCCAAGCUCAGUAGAGCAACUUUUCGAAUUCAUCCCUCCCAGAUCGGCUCAAGCAACGCCAAAGUGUCGUUAAGUUGCGUGAGCCAGGACACUGGUGAUGAAUGUCAUGUCGACAUUGCGGACGACAUGUCUAGCUCAACCGCAGAGAGCAGCUGCGAAGACCGGCGAUUCACGUCUGGCAACGUUCGACCAACCGAGAUGAAACUCAGCGUUGGAUGGCUAUUCCUCGCAAUCCAGAUAGCAGCAUUCGCAGCAUUUCUCGCGCUCUUCAUUCAAGCCAACACGCAUGGAGGUAUGUAUGUUGCCGUCGUUCUGAUACUUACAUCUCUGCUCACCCCUGUUAGGUCUACCGCUACCAUCCUCGUCGACUAUGACUCGACAAGUUGUCGAGAAUUACAUUCCCAUUGCUCUUGCUACGUUUCUUGAACCCUUUUGGCUGGUUCUCAACCGGCUAUUGGGACUUCUACAACCUUUUGAAGAAUUACGAAAAGGCAACGCCUCCGCCUCAAACUCGAUUGAGCUCGACUACAGCUCUCUACCACCACAACUUCUCUUGGCACGAGCUUUACGCGCUGGUCACUACGUCUUGGGGCUCCUGUGCUCCAUGGCUCUCCUAGCAAAUGCUCUAUCGGUCGCACUAGGCGGGAUCAUGUACGAAGGUACAAUGUCAAUGACGCACACGGAUAUUUUCAUCUGUCACAAAGACGCUCGCAUUCGAGCCCUGAACGGGACUGGACUACCUUUCAAUACAAAUCAGACCGCCAAUUCACAAGGUGGAACAACCUCGGCGCCUUUUUAUCGAGAAAUGUCGAACUUGACUGCCGGAACACCGCUCCCUCCGUGGGCCGAUGUUCAAUAUGCAUAUGUCCCUAUUGACAUUAGCUCCGCAAACGACACUGCCAGCCUCCGACUCACGACACAGGCAUUUGGAGCCUCCCUAGAUUGUCAGGCCGUACAAACCACCGGCGAUGAUAGAUACACCAUGAGCUUCGACCCCGAUGCGGCCGUCAUCUAUCUCUCUUUGACCGUGAAGAACUCAGAGGGACAAGAGAUCGACUGUACAAACUCCAAGCCCUGGACAAGAUCAUACUCCACAGCUCAGACCUCGCUCGAUUAUGUCCGCGACUCUCAAUCGGGACACGUGGCGCUGGAACUCAACGGUAUGCUCGCGAGCAACACCUCUCGGGAGAACAAUUUGUUCUGCAGACAGCAUUUCCUCUCCGGCUGGAUACGCGCCGAUUGGAAAGCGAUCGGAGGCAAAAACGCCAGUAUCUCAGACCGAGGCCUCCCGAACAUGAGCCUCCAAUCCGUAAACGCCACCCUGCUCCUCUGCAAACCCCUGAUCCACAUCGGUCCCGCGGAGAUCGUCGUCGAUUCCACCGGUCGCGUGCAACGCCUCCUCUCGGCAAACACGACCUCCUCCUCCUCUCCCUCCUCUCUCGACCAGUACUUCACCAGCACACCCCAAGACCUCAUCGCCCAAGCAAACCAAUUCCUCAUCGACAGCGACGCCACCUGGCACAACGAUGCCUUCCCCUCCGACUACAUCAACUACCUCAUGCGGGAAAUCCAACCCGACACGUCCCUCCUCGACCCCUCCUCGCCAGUACCCCCGGCGAACAGAACCGCAGCUUCCUUAUCGGAAAUCUACGCGCGCCUCUUCGCGAUCCUCCUCAGCACCAACGCCGACCAGCUCCUCGUCGACACACCACAGGACAAGAAGACAACAGUACAGAUCACGAACCCGGAAACCCGCAUUUUGAUCUCGACGCCCGCGUUUCUCGUCACGGAGCUCAUCCUGCUGGCCUACAUCGCCACCACGAUUCUCUUCUACAAGCGACGCCCUUGGCGGAUUCUGCCGAGGUUGCCGUCGACUGUGGCCUCCAACAUUGCCUUCUUCGCCGGGAGUCGGGCGUUGCAGGAACAACAAACUGGGAUGCGGAGAGAGGAGAGAAAGAGAACGAGGGAGUCGUGGCGAUGGGGGUACGGGAAGUUUGUGGAUGUGACAGGCAAGGAAGGGAUUGGGAUCGAGAGGGAGCCGUUUGUCGGCGUUGUUUCUGCUUUGCAGAAGAAAAAUGUAGAGACGAGGAUGAGGGGUCAGAAUGGACAAUGA